ACACCCUGUAUGAGAAAAAACAUAUUUCAUUCGGAAAUCAAAGUCAGCCUAGAAACGAAGGAAAAACCAUAUCUGCACACGCACCGUCUCUGGAGAAGAAAUUGGUAGUUGCAGCCAUAGAUAUUGGAACCUCAUUUACGGCAUAUGCGCAUUCGUUUGAAAGUGACUUCAAGAGGGAUCAUUUUAAGAUAUGUAAUGGGAAUUCCCACUUCGAAAACUCCAACUGUGGUUCUCUUUGACAAAGAUGGUCAAUUCCAUUCGUUUGGAUAUGAAGCACAAAUACAUUACGCAGAUCUAGUGGAAGACGAAGAAAAUUGUGGAUGGAAAUAUUUCAGCGAUUUAUCAUUGCUACGUUACAGAAACCAGAAAUAUACGCUCACUGAUGACCAGAAUCACUCGAUGGCGGCGUUAGAUGUGUAUUCAGCGAUUCUGAAGUAUCUGAAAGGACAUCUCUUAAGCAAUCUGGCAGAUAGGCUAGCUGAUCUAAAUGAAACUGACGUACAUUGGGUUCUUCCUGUUUCGGCUUCAUGGUCUCUUUCAGAAAGAAAGCUUCUUGCAGACGCAGCAGAAAAUGCGUGUUUGUCACACGAGAGCUUGACGUUCGUAUUGAAACCAGAAGCGGCAGCAAUAUAUUGCAAAGAAUUUCUAUCUUCGAAUGAACCUGAAUUUAGAAAGACUAAGAGUUCAACAUACUUCAGUCCUGGGGCACAGUUCAUUGUUCUAGACGCUGGAGGUCAAACUGUAGAGGUGACAACCCAUGAAGUACAAAGUGAUGGAACAAUGAUGGAAAUCCUUUAUUCAGACGUGUUGUCCCCUAUGGAUGGGUCAUGGGGAGGAUGCCUUGUAGAUUCAAAAGUCAACGCAUUUCUAGAAGGACUAUUUGGAACGGACGUAAUGGAGGAAUUCAGACGGAUUAAGAUUGAUGUGCUUGAGCUGCAACAUUCAACAGAAAUGAUGAAAAGGCAGUGUAAAGAUCCAGAAAAUGAAAAGGAGGACUUUAAAAUUUGGCUAAAGGUACCCGCUACACUUCUGGACAUUUUUAAGAAUGCUAAUGGUUACGCCUUCUAUAAAAGUGUUGCAGAAAGCAGCUAUGCUAUGUCUGUUCAUGUAAAAAGGAAGAAAAUGUACCUUAGCAAUGACUUUGUCAUUGAAAUGUACAGAGAAUCAAAAGAGAAAUUAGUCAGACACUUGAGGGAGAUAUUUAGAGAUAAUCCAGAGUUGAAAAAUGUUAAAACGAUAAUAAUGACUGGAGGACUUGCGAACUCUGAAAUUUUGAGAAAUGAAGUAAGGUUGUCGUUUCCAGGGAAGCACGUUGUAGUGCCAGACCAGGCAGAUUUAGCAGUUGUAAAAGGCGCCGUUAUGUGUGGGUUUAAUACCAAGAUGUAUCUAAAAGUGUAGUGUUCACAGAGCAAACAGAAUGAUGAAGAUGUGACGUACUGAAAUGUGCAUAUAAAGACACGAAACAGGUUCAAAUUAGAGAUAUCAAAGUGAAUAGUCAUUUUAGACAGGAACACAUGUACAUGUAUGAUAUACGCGUUGGAACUACUAAUUAUUGUUCGACAAAUUGUCACAUAUAUACACAUAUUGAUCUCAACAUUGAUUGCUACUAAUUUGAAUUACAUUAUUGUCGGGUACAAGACAUGUAUAAUAUUAAUAACUACGUCCUGUAUCAAUGGUUUUAUCUAAUGGAAUUAUUUCGUGUACUUUAUAACGCGAAUUUUGUAAAUACAUUUACAUUAGGACAACACGUUCAUCCGAAAAAGUGUUAAACCGUGUAUAGCAUUGUCACUGUAUGGGACUUAAAUAUUAAAUCGGGGUGAAAAUGUGUAGGCGACCGAGAAGCUAGGUCGGUAGAGCCCGGACCGGUAUUCCGAGGCCCCUGGUUCAAGUCCCAGUCUAGCUGCACAUUUUUCUCAUCUUGUAACAGUAUUAUCUUAAGUGUGAUAAGGCAUAUUUAAGUCUUAUUGUAAAUGUAGUGAAAGCACAAAACCUGUUGUAAUGUAUAUGUCAUUUCCUCUUAUUCUACACUUCGUUGUUUUUCUAUUUUAAUGACCCAUUGUUUACUUUAAAGCCUGUCCAAGUUUGAGAAAUCGGGCAUGUCAAUAAGUUAUUUAUAUUGUUUGUUUUUUUAGAAGGUUUCAUCACAAACACUGAUAAACAAGGUGUUAUUAUUUUAAUGUCUGGAGUGUUUUGGAGUUUUCCAGAGUCCUCAUUUCUGUAAGGUUCUAUCAAAUGUUACUCUCCAGUAUUUCUUAACACAAUAUAACCAGUUUGGAUUCUUAACAUUUGAUGGAUUUACAUUUAAGAAAAAAAUAUUUGAGAGGAUUUGAAUGUAUUAAUUUCAGUUUGAAUUCUGUUCUGAAUUUUGAAUUAUUAUUGAUUGGAUUUAAAUUUGACCAGGACAGAAUUAGGAACUAUUCUUGCAUAUUUGAAUUCGACUUUACGGCUAGUUUAUAUUUUGAAGAUAUUUGAAAUGCUACUUUUUAAAAUGAAUUCUGUUCUUGGUAAAGAAACUUGGAUGUUUUGUUGUUCUUUGUUACUUUUAGUAUUUUAGUAAAUUAAUAAGCAAUUGUUACCUUCAGAAGUAAAAAUGUAUAGUAAAAUGAGCGGUGACGGAAAAAUAUGCAAAAUAGUAUUGUGAUAUAUGAUUUGGUAAAUAUGAAUGACACAAUGUUUUAACUGCCUUUAUGCAGUAUUUAUUAAUGAAAACAUUCGAUUAAAAUACUUAACACAAUUUC
Messenger RNA from Mercenaria mercenaria, 2738 nucleotides. Its product is annotated as heat shock 70 kDa protein 12A-like. The record is from RefSeq and is a predicted model, not a curated record. The transcript is spliced from 8 exons. The coding region runs from base 145 to 1398 and encodes 417 amino acids. NCBI's taxonomy places the organism in Eukaryota, Metazoa, Mollusca, Bivalvia, Venerida, Veneridae.